AUGCAUACCAACCUCCUGCUGGCCGGUCUCGGCUUAGCCUCCCUCUCAUCUGCCGCUUGUCCCUUUGCAGAUCCUUCCAACAUCAAGAAACGGACCGAGGGUGGUGGCUCGCGUGACCAUCUCACCAACUAUGAGGUUGAUGACAGCGAAGGCUACAUGACUUCCGAUGUUGGUGGACCAAUUGAAGACCAGGUCAGCUUGAAGGCAGGCGUUCGUGGCUCGACAUUGCUCGAAGACUUCAUCUUCCGCCAGAAGAUCACACACUUUGACCACGAAAGAGUUCCAGAACGAGCCGUCCACGCCCGAGGCGCCGGUGCGUACGGUACUUUUACCAGCUAUGGAGACUACAGCAACCUCACCGCCGCGUCCUUCUUGAGUGAAGCGGGCAAGCAGACGCCGACGUUCGUGCGGUUUUCCACAGUUGCUGGUUCCAGAGGAAGUGCCGAUACGGCAAGAGAUGUUCACGGCUUUGCCACCCGAUUUUUUACGGAUGAGGGCAACUUUGAUAUCGUGGGCAACAACAUUCCAGUGUUUUUCAUUCAAGAUGCAAUUCAGUUUCCAGACCUCAUUCAUGCCGUGAAGCCGAGGCCGGAUAACGAAAUUCCUCAAGCUGCUACAGCUCACGACUCGGCAUGGGACUUCUUUAGCUCUCAAACCAGCACGUUGCAUACCCUUUUCUGGGCUAUGGCUGGAUACGGUAUUCCCAGAAGCUAUCGUCACAUGGAUGGCCAUGGCGUACACACCUUCCGCGUUGUAACAGAAGAUGGCAACUCGAAGCUUGUAAAGUGGCAUUGGAAGACUCUUCAAGGAAAGGCAAGCUUAGUUUGGGAGGAAGCUCAAGUUGUGUCAGGCAAGAAUGCCGACUACCACCGUCAGGAUCUGUGGGAUGCCAUCGAGUCUGGCAAUGGCCCCGAAUGGGAGUUGUGUGUUCAAGUGCUUGAAGAAGAGGACACCCUAAAGUAUGGUUUUGAUCUUCUAGACCCUACGAAGAUUGUUCCAGAGGAGAUCGCACCCCUUCAAAAGCUAGGCAAGAUGAAGCUCGAUGCCAACCCUGUGAAUUAUUUUGCAGAGACCGAACAGAUUAUGUUCCAACCGGGACACAUUGUCAGAGGCGUCGACUUUACCGACGACCCCCUAUUGCAAGGCCGCAUCUUUUCGUAUUUAGACACGCAGAUCAACCGCCACGGCGGUCCCAACUUUGAGCAGCUUCCCAUCAACCGCCCGGUGACUCCCAUUCACAACAACAACCGAGAUGGUGCUGCUCAAAAUUUCAUCCACCGCAACAAGUAUCCAUACACUCCCAACACCCUGAACAAGGGCUUCCCAGCACAAGCGAACCAGACCCAGGGUAAGGGGUUUUUCACCGCCCCCGGACGAUCCAGCAGAGGAAACCUGGUUCGCGAGGUAUCUGACACAUUCCUGGAUCACUGGUCUCAGCCACGCCUCUUUUACAACUCGUUGACGCCCACAGAACAGCAGUUUCUCAUCAACGCCAUCCGAUUUGAGACCAGCCACCUCCAGUCGGACGAGGUCAAGCAGAACGUGCUGACGCAGCUCAACAAGAUCCACAAUGACGUUGCGAACCGUGUCGCUGAUGCCUUGGGCUUAGAGCAUCUGGAACCUGAUUCUCAGUACUACCAUGACAACACCACCCGGGGUCUCUCGAUCCUCGGCGAGAAGCUCCCUACCAUUGCCACCUUGAAGGUUGGUGUGCUUACCAGCCUGUCGGUCGAUGGCACUGUGCGUCAGGGCAAGGAGCUAAAGGAUGCUUUUGCCGCUGAAGGCGUUCUUGUGACCGUUAUUGCCGAGAAACUCUCUGAGGGCGUUGACAUGACAUAUUCUCAAGCUGACGCCACCACUUUUGAUGGUGUCAUCGUCGCCAGUGGCGCCGAAAGCUUGUUUAAUGGAACCAACAAGUCGCCGCUGUACCCAGCUGGUCGGCCAGCACAGCUCGUCAUCGACUCCUACCGAUGGGGCAAGCCCGUAGGUGGUGUCAAUACGGCGCUCAACGAGUCCCCUGCCCUUGGCGUGGAACAGGGCGAUGGUGUAUACUCAUCCGAUGGGGUGAGCGGCAUUGUGGAGGACUUCAAGGAAGGUCUGGCAACGUUCAGAUUCACCGACCGUUUCGCAACGGAUUAG
Messenger RNA from Colletotrichum truncatum, 2139 nucleotides. Its product is annotated as catalase. NCBI's taxonomy places the organism in Eukaryota, Fungi, Ascomycota, Sordariomycetes, Glomerellales, Glomerellaceae. The record is from RefSeq and is a predicted model, not a curated record. Gene Ontology annotation, biological process: hydrogen peroxide catabolic process; response to oxidative stress. Gene Ontology annotation, cellular component: cytosol. Gene Ontology annotation, molecular function: catalase activity; heme binding.